AUGAUUUCCACUAGCAGUGGUUACUUUACUGGAUGUCCAAUGGAUGGUUGUGAAACUACACUUAGUGGUUUUGUUGAUUUAAGUGUUGAUAAAUUUAAUGAACAUGUGGAAUGGCAACGAACUGACUUACUUACAAUUUCAUCACGUGGUUGUAUAUCAAAUGAACAAACUUCAUUAAUAUGUGCUGUUGAUACGGGAUAUGUCUCAAUAAAUGCUACAAAUGGACAAAUACUCUGGUCAAUUCCUCUUGAUAUUGAAGAAAAGACAAUUGCAGUAUCAUUACCUGUAAUAAAUUAUCAGGGAUUCUUAAUUAUUGCCAAUAGUACACGAUGUACAUUAAUUAAUCCUCAAGGUGCUAUUGUAGGCAUCUUUAAUUAUAUACCACGGUUAAUUCCUCCAUUAGCAGGACCAUUUGUAACAGAUGAUGGUCAGAUUAUUGUUGCUGAUUCAGUUUCAUUUGUAGGUAUAGAAGAUUCUGGCAUUCCAUUAGGUGUUCAAGCAUUUCCUCCUGGUCUUCUGCGUUUAUCACGAUCAAUGAGCCUUAAUUCAAAUAUCGAUAGGUGGUACUUAAUUGCACAACGUAAUUCAACUUUAUCUCAAGUGAUUAUAGCUGCAGAAACCACUGGUAGUAUUGUUGAUCGAUUACGUAUUGCUUGGAUAUACGAAUAUGGAAUACAAACAGAUUCAUGUAGUAGAAUGGAAGGACCACUUCUAUCAAUAGAUCGCAAAUGGUUAUUUGUUGUCAAUAUUACAGGAAUUCUAAUUAUUGCAGAUGAUGGUGAUUCAGCACGUACUGAACAUAUUGUUAUUCUUCCAAAUCUUUGUAUUAAUGAUAUGGUUUAUUCCGAAACAGAUUCAACACUUCUUCUUAUCGAUACACAUACAUAUAAUAUGAUUAUGUUAAAUGUAUCAACACGAAAUAUUUCAUAUAUUUCUUUAAAAGAUAUUUGUCAAGAAGAAAUCAUUGGACAACUUUCUAGAAUGACUAUUAUACAAAAUAAUCGUGUAAUCUUAGUUGUAAUUACAGCAACUCAUAAAGCAAUUUUACUAUUAAUUGAUUUUAAUCAUCGCAAUCUUCUAGCACGUCUUGAUCUUGGUUAUGUACCAGAAAGUACUACACUUGAACCAUUAACUCAACUAGCUUAUACAGCAAUCGACGAAAAACAAUAUUUAGUGACAAUUGCUCAUAAAACUAUCGGUUUAAUUGCCGUUCGAUUAUUGACAGACAAUCAAUAA
Molecule: messenger RNA, 1236 nt
Organism: Adineta steineri
Lineage: Eukaryota; Metazoa; Rotifera; Eurotatoria; Adinetida; Adinetidae
Source: the annotation of a GenBank genome assembly